UCAGGCACAGAGACCCGGCGAGACAGACACGACAACUACGAUGGCUCGACCUACGAGACCCUUCACCCACGGCCGCCCCCUCUUCCUCCUCUUUCUCCUGUUCCUGCUGUUCCUGCUCCCGCUGUGCUCCAGCCUCGCACCCACUUCCAGCGAGCAGGCUCAGGAAACAGCGGACAGAUUGGCCCCGAUCUCAGGGACGGCAGGAGUCCCACAAGGCUUCAUGGCCCGUCUCCAGAGAACCCGGAGACACAAUUCCCACUUCCCCAUCUGCUCCUUCUGCUGCGGCUGUUGCCGGAACCGGGACUGCGGCUUUUGCUGCCGAACCUGACCGGACGGGACGGAGCGGAACCAGACGCAGACCAAACACAUAUCGGCCCCGACACGACCUGGACCGAACCCGGGCCCUCGCUGCCCUUCCCGCCCUAUCCCGUCCCAGUCCAUAUUUAUAUGUCCAGCCCAGCCUCAGCAAUAAAGGUUUUUCCAGAUG
Messenger RNA from Tachyglossus aculeatus (Australian echidna), 487 nucleotides. It is a transcript of the gene HAMP, whose product is annotated as hepcidin antimicrobial peptide. The record is from RefSeq and is a predicted model, not a curated record. NCBI's taxonomy places the organism in Eukaryota, Metazoa, Chordata, Mammalia, Monotremata, Tachyglossidae. The transcript is spliced from 3 exons. The coding region runs from base 41 to 328 and encodes 95 amino acids. Gene Ontology annotation, biological process: intracellular iron ion homeostasis. Gene Ontology annotation, cellular component: extracellular region.